GAUUGAGAAAUUGUCAUAUUCAUUCAUAGGUUCUACAUAUAACACCCACACCCAUAAACAUACACACACAUAUUACCCCUAUGUUUCGGUGUUUCAGGAACAACGACCGAUCGAUAACACACACACACACAAAACAAACACAGCACAUGUGUGAUCCAUGGCUAUCCAACUAUAUGGAUGUUUUGAUUUUGAUUGCUGGGCAUCUCAACUUGUCUUGGCUUGUUGGCUGUAUAAACACGUAAAAUAUAUCUAGGAACAAAUACAUCCAAUAAAAGAGAGUAGUAAAUAAUAAUAACAGUAACCAGGAUCUUAUUAUUCGAUUCUUGACAUUAGUUUGUCUCAACCAAUGUGUUUGAGGUUGUGAUAUAUCAAUGUUUAAAUCAGCAAAUUCAAUGACCAUGACAAAGUGAUAAGGUUUUUAAUAAGAUUUGUUUUCAAUUGAAAAACUGACCGCCGAAUAUGGCUCAUUUUAGUUUGAAUCAUUUGAGCAGUUUGAUUUGCUGCCAUCCAAGUCGUUUUGAAUCAAGUGACUAUUUUUGCUCAAAUUUGCUCAACAAAUUCAUCAAUAAUCACGAUAAUAAUCGUGAAAACGAUCCGAAUGAAACAACGUUGCAACGGCAAUUCGCUCAAAAUCGACAAGAUCUAAUACUGAAUCAUGCAUCUGCAAGACCUGUGAAUUCGGCGCCUUAUUAUUAUGGAGAUAUAGCUUAUCGCCAACCUUUCACUCGAUAUACGAAUCAUUCGGAUAUUUCAAACAUCAAUCUUUUGAAUUCUAACGGUGAUUGGAAUCGAGCAUCGAUCAAGUAUUCCAUAAUGGAUGGUCUACGUGUGGGGAUCAAAAAUCAGGUUCGACAAAGUAAUCAAUAUUUACGAUCACCAAACGUAAAUCGUUCGGAUGAAUUUAAUGUGUCACUUCGUGGUUGGCUUUAUCGGCUCGAAGGAGCCGCAAUCAAACAAUGGAAACGAAGAUGGUGUGUCCUAGCCGAUUAUUGUCUCUUCUAUUAUAAAGAUAUGGCAGAGGAAAAGAUGCUUGGUUCACUUCUAUUGCCAAGCUAUAAAAUUAGUCCAUGUUUUAGCAGUGAUGGCAUAUCAAGGAAAUUCGCAUUCAAAGCUGAACAUAACAAUAUGAAAACCUAUUACUUUUCGGCCGAUUCAAAAGAAAUUCAACAACAAUGGAUGAAUGCCCUUUCAAUGGCUUCAAUUAUGCAGUUAAGCGCUAUCUUUUCUGCCCAAACUAACAAUGUACAACAUCAACAAAAUAACAAUAAUCUGACAAACCAUGAUCCUAGUAAUAAUCAGAUCAAUACAAAUGAUCCUCACGAUCAUAACAAUAAUGAUGAACGAAAAGAAUCGAUAUCGGAUCGUCGAUUAGGCCCAUUAUCUACAUCAUCCGUUCAAGAUGAUGAAUCCGGUUUUAUUGCCUAUCAUCAAACGAAACGUCUCGAAGAUUCGAAUGUUGUUCAACAAUUACAACAACAACCAAUUUAUCCUAUCAAUAAUUAUGAUGGGCAAAAUUUUCUUCCAACUGCUGCAAUGUAUCAACAAAUGGCAUAUAAUGGAUCCAUGGGAUUGCCAAUCUAUUAUCCCAAUCAUCCGCAUCAUCACCAUAUUCAUUCACAAUUGAACAAUGGAGAAUACAUAAAUGCACCACCGAAACCUCAACGGCAUUAUUAUGAUUUGAUGUUGCCAUAUGAUCUACAAGAUCAUCACCACCAUCAUCAACAUCAAACAUAUAAAAUAUAUCACGGCCAAAUGGAUCCAAAUUUCAUUAACCAAAAUUAUUUCAUUAUUGCUAAUGAACAGAAUUUCAUGCCAUAUCAUACUGACAUUUCGUCCGAUUUUAAUUAUGUUCCACAGCAACAACAAUCGCAUUCCAAUCAAUUUGAUCAUGAUUGUUUUAAUCAGAAUGUUGAACAUUCACAUCAGCAACAAUUACAACUUGAACAACUACAACGUUUACCUCCCAGACCACAUUCAGCCGAUUUCCUUGAGCGUAAUCAAGAUUAUGAAUUGGAUGAUGAAGAAUGUGAAACAUUGUUUGCAUCCAACAAUAAUAAUAAAUCCGGUGAUUCAUUUAAUAAUGAUAUUGUGAAUCAAGAUUCCCGAAUAAUGCCUAUAAGGCCUAAAUCAAGUAUCGAAAAAUAUGAUAACUACCAUCACAAUGGUAAAGGGUCGUAUGUUUCAUAUAAUGAAAAUUAUCAAUCUAAAUUUGAUCCAUAUAUGGCCAAAAAUUUUUAUCAAACCUCCCAUAAUGAUAAUGCUGAUAAUUCAAUCAUUCCGGUUUCAUUGAAAAAAACUAAUAUCGUUGAUAAAUUAAAUAAUGCACAUAUUGUUACUGAUACGACGACCAUACCAAAUCGUCCACCAUUACCACAAGAAUAUGUUUUCCGUUUUCAACAACAAAAUACUGAACAUACUCAAAAUAUCGACGAUUUAGUUGGCUUGCCAAAAACCCAAUCUACAUCGAUCAAACGAGAAAAAAACAUUACUACCUAUACGUCAGACGAUGAAAAGGCUAAAACAUCAAAUUCCCAUCGUAAUGCUAUAAUGGACAGUGAUAAUAAUGAUGACCCAUUUGAAUUGAGUAAAGAAGAGUAUCAAAAAGCAUCAAAAUUAUUUUUCCAACGGCAAUUGAGUUGUUCACGAACAUUAAAUUCAACAAGAAAUUAUAUGGCUAAAUUAUCAUCAAAGCAACCAAAUCCAAAAGAUGAUUGGAAUGAAAUUGGCUUACCAAUGCCUAUUCAAAAUGUAAAUAGUAAUGAUAAUGGACUUUUUAAACGAAUAAACUCAGAAAAAACGAAUCCCGGUAAUUUUGAUGUCCAAAAUCAAUCGAAUGAAGAAUUGGAAAUUAAAUUUAAACUUGGUCUAAAUGUUCGAACAUAUAGAAAACCCAAAUUAUCAAACCAUUGUCCAUCGACAACAUUAGAUGAUAAUGAUAGUGUCCAUAAACAAUUGUAUGAUGAUAUAAACAAAAGCAACAACAAUCAAAAUAAUAGUCAAAAUUCUACCCCCACUGCACCUUAUUAUUAUUCUGAUCUCCUAAAUGAAGAACAAAAAAUUGCAUUACAGAAAAAACUUGGCGAUUUUGCCGAACCGCCACCAUUAUUGUCUCGUUGUACUGCUUUGAAUAAUACACGUUUUCUGGGCACAACAUCAUUAACAUUAGAUAAAAAAUUGUCAAACAGAACAAAAACUUUGAAUACGUUGAACAAUUUGAAUGAUGGUGAUGAGAAAAAAGAUUCGGAUGCUGAGAAAAGACAUUAUUCAUCAUUACCUAAAAACAAUAAAGUGGACCUCAAGAAUUUCUCGACAACUUCACCACAACAAAUUAAAGAUGACAACAACCAUCCAACUAAUAGGAUUGACCAGACAAUUAUUUUUUCUGAAAAUGUUAAUGAGAAUAAUCACGAACAACAACAACAACCAGAACAGCAAUCAGCAAAUAUGCAACCCAUUUAUGAGAAUUGUACCGAAACAAAAAGCCCAAUAAAGCAAGCACCCAGUCAAGUUUCUGCUCAUAGACAAAAUUCUACUAACAAUAAAAAACAGACCCGAAAAACACUGAAAAAUAAGAAUUUAAAUAACGCCGAUAGCCUAGAUUCAUUACACCAAGUUCCUAUCGAAACAUCGAAAAAGAAACGAAGAAAACGUAAAUCAAGAGAAAAUCUAAACAAUGCUUCGGAUUCUGAAAUACAAUUCACUGAUGAAAAGGGUAAAAGCAAUACAUUUGAUCGAGCAUCACGGAAAUAUUUUCUUAAAUCAUCACGAAGAUUUAGUGUUUCAGCAGCCGAAUAUGUUGGCAGAAGGCAUGAAGAAUUGAUUCUAAUGUUGAUUCAAUUACGUCGAAAACAAUCACAAUUGGCAAAAACAUGUGAAAAAUUACGAUUACAAAUGGAUAGCGAAGAAAAAAUGAUGGAAAUUGAGCCAUAUCGAAAAGAUGAUUAUCAAUUACGAUUCAAUGAACUUAGCCGAAAAUGGAAAGAGGUUAAUCGAGAAUAUCGAUUACAAAUACCGAUCAUUCAGACUAUUGAUCAUAUGAUUAAGAUUAAAUCAAAAACUAAGCUUAAUGAAUUGAACAAAAAGAAAGCAGCUUCUACAUCAAUCUUGGAUCGGGUUACCGUUGAUGAUGAUCAAUUCAAUUUAGUGAAAAAAGAUCGCGAUAGUGUUUCGAGUGAUUCUGACUCGAUUCGAACAGCUGAAACACCUAACGAAAAUAUUGAAAUAUUAAAAAGACAACAAAAAGUUUUAGAGGGCGAAUUGGAUCGUGUUCGAGGAAUGUUAACACAUUCGACGAGAAAAUUGGAAGAAAAAGCGGUGGAAAAUGCACGAAUGGAACAAGAAAUGCUGUUGGCGCGAAACAAAUUGAAGCAAGUGUUGGAAAAUGAACAAGAGGCGAUGGAAAUAACCAGAUCAUCAAAACUUGAAGCUGAAUUGGUCCAUAUUAACAAAGUAAUCGAUGAUUUACAUAAUCGUCGUAAAGAAUUAAAUAAUGCAAUUGAAAAUCUGAAAAAUUCUGAAACAAAAUUCAUGGCAGAUCGAUUCAAUGAUGAUAACGUUUAUUCAGAUUACCAUAAAUUCACCAAUGAAGAAUUGAAAAUGGCUGUGAAUAAUGCUGCGGAAACCAGCCUCUAUCCAUUAUAUGAGAACAUUAAAAAAUCGCAAGCAUUUUUAAGCAAUCAAAAUAGCCUGCAAAUUGAUCAUCGUCAUGUCGAGGAUGAUAAUGAUGGAGACAAUGAUAACGAAGAUGAUGAUAAUUUUGAUCGGACAAAUAAUAAUAAUUUAAACGAUGAAUUUUUCACACUAAACAUCAAUCUGGACAAACAUCAUACGAAUUUAUCAUCAACUUCACGAAUAUCAACCAAUCUGAAUGAGAUCAAUAAUAAUUUUCCGUCAAACAUUCAGACAAUGUGUGAAUUCGAUCCAAAUAAAGUAAUGACAAUGACUUAUGGCGGUGAUAGUAUUGUUGAUCAACAGCUCAAACAGAUUUAUAAUUAUCAUCAUCAACCAGUGAUCAUACAACAACCGUCUACUAAAUCAAAUGAAGUGAAAACUGUUCGCGAAGUUAAACGAGAAUCUGAACGUCGAAAAUUUAAUCAUCAUCAACAACAACGAACAUCAACGUCAUCAUACAAUAUUGUGCGAACAAAUUACGAUUCCUAUCUUCAAACGAAUCACUAUUUCAAUCACAACGAUAAUGCUAUGACGACCGAACUAAAAUCCAUUGAUCAGCAAAUGAAAUUCGAUACGGACACUGUUAUUGAUCAUUUGACAUCAAGUCCUAGCCAAAAUUUUAAUACACCGGAUAUUGUUCAAAGCACAAUAAAAUUAACGGACAAAACCUGAUACAAAUGAUUUGUUCUUAAUCAUUGUCAUCAAUUAUAAAUUCCCAUUCUAACAAUUCAGUAUUAUUAUUAUUAGUUUGAUUUGCUUUCAAAUUAUUGUUAUAUACGAAAAAAAUUUGA
This is a messenger RNA of Dermatophagoides farinae (American house dust mite), 5462 nucleotides long. RefSeq names its product pleckstrin homology domain-containing family A member kramer (gene kmr). The record is from RefSeq and is a predicted model, not a curated record. NCBI's taxonomy places the organism in Eukaryota, Metazoa, Arthropoda, Arachnida, Sarcoptiformes, Pyroglyphidae.